Molecule: messenger RNA, 8146 nt
Organism: Oryzias latipes (Japanese medaka)
Lineage: Eukaryota; Metazoa; Chordata; Actinopteri; Beloniformes; Adrianichthyidae
Gene: stab1
Product: stabilin 1
Biological process (GO): cell adhesion
Molecular function (GO): hyaluronic acid binding
Source: RefSeq, a predicted model, not a curated record
UGCUGGAAUCUGGACUGAUCUGAUCUUCUCGUCUAACAUUUGUCGGUCAUUUUCACACACUGUAGGCUCACUGCAAGCCAAGAAUAUUUCUGAUAAGCCUGCAAGUUUUUGGAUCCACCCUUUUGUUUGUUGUGAGAAGUGUCAUGAUUUUUUCCCUGGUUUUUUGCAGAAGGCUGCUUUCAGCUUUUUCACGCCUUCAGCCACUGGAUUCCAGGUCUAUUGUGGUCUAGUUUUUUUUUUCCUUAAUUGAGGAUGCUGUUAGCUUUGGGUUUUUUCUGGAGUUGUGAAGACUGUAGCUGAGUUUCAGCUGUGGCACAAAGGGAUAAAGCUUUGGUUGAAUCUUCAGCAGCUCUUAAGCUACUGCCUAAGGAGAACAGUGAGGUUCGUCUCCCUGGAUGUGAAACCUUUAGUCAUGUCGAAACUUCUCCUGCUGCUGGGACUCUGUCUGCAAGCAUCAUGGCAAGAACAGCAGGUUUCCCCCCCAGGCCGCUGUGAUAUCCAACAACGGCUGGAAAAGAAGACUGACUGCACAUCCUGUGCUGCUGCACUCACGGCUAGUUGCCCUCAUGGCUUUUCACACGCUGGCACCACCAACUGCAGUUACGUGGUGCAGAUUGGAAACGCCAAGAUGGAGCUGAUGGGAUGUCAACAUAUCUGUGCCAAGACGGUUAUACACCCCCAAUGCUGCCCGGGCCACUGGGGCCCACUGUGCCUCCCUUGUCCAAAGUGGUCUGGGAAGAUCUGCAGCUUCAAUGGAGUUUGUAUGGAUGGAGACAUGGGCAAUGGCACCUGCAUCUGCAAUGACGGCUUCUCUGGCUUUGCCUGUCAGGAGUGUAAGAAUCCCAAAGCCUUUGGAAAAAACUGCGACAAAGAAUGUGACUGUCAGCGUGGAGUCUGUAACAAAGGCCCAGAUGGGGACGGACAGUGUUUGUGUCAGCCUCCAUACACUGGGAGGCGCUGUGACGAAGUGAGUAAAAAGUGCAGUACCUGCAGCCCGUUCUCGUACUGCAAAGGAGACGGAGACGAAGCUGAAUGUGACUGCCUGCCUGGUUACAGAAAGUCUUCACAGAAAAAAUGCUUAGCCUUUUGCUCUCAGAGUGAAUGUGACAUCAAUGCAGCUUGCUCUUUACGAGGAACCAAGAUAAAGUGUGUCUGUAAGCCUGGCUACGAGGGAGACGGCCGGAUCUGCAUACCCAGAAACCCCUGCUUAGAGAACAACGGUGGGUGUCCCUUCAACUCCACUGUCUGUGUCUUCAAAGGACCCAACAAGUCCAGCUGUGAGUGCAUGUCUGGCAUGUCGCCUGUAGGUGGCAGCCCUGAGUUUGGCUGCAGCCUCCUGUCUGCAUGCUCUCCUGACAGCUGUGGCCCCACAGCCGUGUGUCACACUCAGCUGGAUGGAAAACCCAGAUGUGUUUGUGAGUCCACUCAGAUUGGGGAUGGACGCCAUUGCUAUGGCAACCUGAUGGAGCGCCUCAUCGAGCUGGACUCAAGUGGGAGCCAGAGAGCAAACCUGACAGGGGCUGUAGCUUUGUUUGAGGCAGGCUGUGUGCGGUUGUUGAGCCACAGUGGACCCUUCACGGUCUUUGUCCCCAUCCUGAAAACUCCUCUGACGGGUCUAAAUGAGGAGUCUGUGUGUAAAAACCACCUGAUCCUGGGACAGCACCUCUACAGGGAGAUGGAGGGGUUGGACUUCACUCUUUACGGGGGAGGAAAAAUGAGACUGAAGCCAAACAGGAGGUUCAUCCUCUUGGACAACCCGAGUAAACAGUAUAGUGUGAUCGUCUCAGAUCUUCCAGCGGCAAAUGGUGUCAUCCACAUCAUUGACCAGCCAAUCAUGCACAUGCUGUUAGAAAGGACGCUUCGGGAUGAAAAAUUUAUAGGAAAGAAAGUGGGCGAGAUUCUGAGAGAAGACGAAAACUACAAUCGCUUCCUGUCUUUGGUGGAUAACUGUGGGUUGCCUCCGCCUCUGAGUGGACCCGGGCCCCUCACAGUGUUCGUCCCCACUAAUGAGGCUGUGGACCGGGCCCGAGACGGCAGCAUCCUGUACAUGCUGAACCACGCCAAACAUAAACUUCAAGAGCUGCUCAGAAACCAUGUGUACUCGCGUGCCUUGCUUACCGUGGAUGAGUUGACCUCUGUUCCUCGGAUUCAGACAAUGGCCAAUCAAAUGAUCAGCAUCAGAGUUUCUGACAGUGGUGAGAUUUUGUUGGGGGAGAAUGGUUUCCGCCUGGUGCGCUCCAACAUUAUGGCGUCCAACGGGGUCAUACACAUGAUUGACGGGUUGCUGUAUCCUUCUUCCAUCCUUCCCAUUCUACCCCACCGCUGUGAUGUCACACAGAGCAAGAUCACUGUGGGCCCUUGUGUUCACUGUGGCUACCUCGACAACACCCAGUGUCCAAAAGGAAGCAUUGAAAUGAGCAGCUUCCAGAAGGAUUGUGAGUACGUCUCCAUCUUGUCUGGUAGGCUCAUCAAGGGCUGUGCCAAAUACUGCAACACCACCACACAGACCGCAGAGUGCUGUCAAGGGUUCUUUGGUCCAGACUGUCGACCUUGCAUUGGAGGAUUUCAGCAUCCUUGCUAUGACAAAGGAACAUGCUUCGAUGGUAUCCAUGGCAACGGCUCCUGCAGCUGUCAUUCGCGCUUUAAGGGAGUGGCCUGCCACAUCUGUUCAGAUCAAUCUAAACAUGGAGAAAACUGUGACGAAGACUGCCUCUGUGUCCAUGGCGUGUGUGACAACCGCCCCGGCAGCGGCGGGGGAUGUCGAAGAGGGUCCUGUUUGGAGGGAUACUCAGGGGAAAACUGUGACAAAAAGGCAAUGCCGUGCAACGCCGACGGCCUGCUGCAGCACUGCCACAUCCACGCAUUCUGCACACAGGCAGGCCUAGAAACCAGGUGUGUGUGUAAAGAUGGAUAUGACGGCAACGGUCACUUUUGUACUCCCAUCAACCUCUGCCUGAAAAGCAACAGAGGAGGCUGCGACGCCAACGCUGACUGCGUGUAUGUGGGUCCAGGUAAUGUGUCCUGUGUGUGUAUGGAGGGCUGGACGGGGGAUGGCAGGGUGUGUGUGGAGAUCAACAACUGCAGGGUGGAUGGAGGAGGCUGCAGUCAGGAUGCCAUCUGCACCCACAUCGGACCUGGACAGAACGAGUGUGUCUGCAAGACUGGUUAUGUGGGGAAUGGAAAGGAGUGUGAGCUCAUCAACCCCUGCACCCAAAACAACGGAGGCUGCCAUGAACUGGCAAAGUGUGAGCAGAAAGAAGGCGCAGUUCACACCUGUACGUGUCCUGAUGGCUACGUUGGUGAUGGAAGUGUUUGUUAUGGAUCAUUGUUUGACGAGCUGGACAUGAACUCAGAGCUGUACAGUUUUGCACGUCUAAUAAGGAAGUUUCGUCAGUCAGCAGAGGAUCUAAGCCAAAAUCUCACAGUGCUGGUUCCAUCUCCAAAAGCACUGAAGAAUAUGAGCUUAGAUGAUAGCCAAUUCUGGACCAGUCGGCACCACCUACCUCAUUUCCUGCGAGCCCACUACCUGCUGGGGGUUUACUCUGUGGAGGAUCUGGACAGUUUGGUGGGGAGCAGCCUGCCCACUUUGAACCCUGCCGUCCAAUGGGAAAUUAGGAAAAUCAAUGGGACCCUUCAUGUGGGGAACGCCUCCAUCCUCACAUAUAACCUGCCUGCCAUCAACGGAUACAUCCACAUUGUCAACCAGGUUCUUGCACCCCCAUCUUCAGACCUCCCACCUGAGCCUCCAACCCUGAUGGCCUUUUUGAACACCUCCUCCAACUUCACCCUUUUCAGACAGUCUGCUCUGAUAUACAACUUGUCCGCAGAUCUGGGAAAUUUGGAUUUUACUGUCUUGCUGCCAACAGACGAGGCCAUCAGAAAGCAUCUGGGCAGAACCAACUCAUCUGUUCUGAGCUCAGAUGUGUUUCGGUACCACGUCAUUCCCAAAGAACUCCUCCACCUUGACCACCUUCACGAUGGCUUGCAGAGCAGCACUCUGCUGGGAGCUGACUACCAGGUCCAGUUCCAUCUCAACAACAGAAAUCAGACAUUUGUGAACGGCAUACCUCUAGACAGUGGCUACUUUGAGACGCAGUACGGUGUUGUCAUCAUUCUGCAGCAGGUCCUCAAAAUCAGUCGCAACAGAUGCAGCAAACAUGUCGCCCUACAAGUCAGCGGAAGGUGUUCAGACUGUGAUGGAUCUCCUCGAUGCCUCUUCAGCAACACACCAAUCAGACCACAGUUUCCACCAAAAAUGAAGUCCAACUGCAGGUUUAGGAAGAGGAUCGGAUCCAGGAGGAAGUUUGUUCCUGGAUGUGUCAUGAACUGUCUGCGAUUCACCACGGAUCACUCUUGUUGCCCAGGUUACUAUGGUCACGAGUGCUUUAAGUGCCCAGGAGACAUUGGAAGUGUGUGCUCCAAUCAUGGAAAGUGUCUGGAUGGUAUCCAUGGCAACGGGGAGUGCCAGUGCUUUGAGGGUUUCCAUGGCACUGCAUGUGAGGAUUGUGAGCCUGGACGCUAUGGAGUCAACUGCUCCUCAAAAUGUGUGUGUGCUAACGGGAAGUGUGAUGAUGGACUGGCGGGAAGCGGCAAGUGUAUGUGCCAUAAAGGUUGGAAAGGAACCUCCUGUUCUGUGGAGAUAAAGGACGACGCCUGUGGGGGUGUGUGUGACGACAAUGCCAACUGUGUCACCGGGCCGAAUGGGUUAGCGGCGGCCUGCCUGUGUGUUGCAGGGUAUGAGGGAAAUGGGACGCACUGCAAAGAGAUGGACCUGUGCAGCAGGUCCAAUGGUGGAUGUUCAGAGUUUGCCAUCUGUACAACGGUAUCAGCAGGAGAGAGGACCUGCUCCUGUAAGGAGGGCUACACAGGAGACGGAGUCGUUUGCCUCGAGAUUGAUGGCUGCCUGGUCAACAACGGAGGCUGCCACAAGGCAGCAGACUGCACCAGAGCUGGUCCCAACAUUACGGCCUGCACAUGUCAGUUGGGCUUCCGAGGGUCGGGAAAGUUCUGUUAUCCUGUCAACCCCUGCAGUAUUAAAAAUGGCGGCUGCAGCUAUUAUGCUCGCUGUGAGUACCUUGGACAGGGAAAGAGGAACUGCACCUGCUUGAUAGGCCACAUAGGGGAUGGCUUUGAUUGCAGGGGAACUAUAAUAAAUGAGGUGUACCGGCAGUCUGAGAAUGACAUCUUUCUGCAAAUGUUAAAGAUGAUCGGUUCAAACAGUGUUUUGAGCAAGGGGCCCCUGACCGUUUUCAUUCCUCUGGAGAAAAACAACAAAAACAUCACUGCACAACUUAAUAGAUGGGAAGACUUGAGACGCCACAAGGACCUGGUUUUCAACCAUGUCAUUUCCUGUGAGAGCCUCUCUUUGAGUGAUCUGAGGACUACCGAGCGUGCUGUGGCAGUGUCAGGGCAGACUCUGCUCUUCAGCCUUCUGGAGGGUUCUGUCUGGAUCAACAACAGGUCAAGGAUUCUAAAGAGUGAUUACAGCACAAGCAAUGGAGUCAUCCACCACAUAGACACUCUGCUGACACCCUACAACCUGGAGGACAAACCACAGAGCCAGGCUAAAGAGAUGAACUUCACAACAGCAGCGUUGUUUUAUGGUUACAGUCGUUUCUACAAACUCGUUCAGGAUGCAGGUCUCCUUCCUGUGCUCCAGAUGAGCACCCACCAGCCAUUCACCAUGUUCUGGCCCACUGACAAGGCCCUGGCCUCCUUGCCAGCAGAGCGGCAGCAAUGGCUUUCCAGCCCUGAUCAUCUGGAGCAGCUUGCUGCAACUGUUAAGGCUCAUGUUGUACUCUCCAAGUUGACAGCCAUCAGCCAACCAACUAAGUUAUCCUCUUACCGAACCAUGCACGGAUCCACCAUCAAAUUCAGCUGUGACAAGAAGUUGGUGGGGUCGGUGUUGAUCAAUGACAACUCAGCCAAGCUAGUGGAGCGUCAUCUGACCUUCAAAGAGGGCGUGGCGUAUGGCAUCGACCAGUUGCUGGAGCCACCUGGACUGGGAGCUUUCUGCGACACGGCAAUAAACAGAACCACUUAUGGGAGAUGUGGAAACUGUUUUUUUCCUCCCUCCUGUCCACCCACACAUGUUUACACGGGUCACACUGAGCGUUGUCGAAGAUUCAAGUACUCGUACAGAAAGUCCUACUCUGGCUGGUAUGGAGACCUGGAUGGUCGUUUUGGACAGUCUGGCUGUAGGAGAAUUUGUCAGUAUAGUCCCUGGGUACCACAGUGUUGCAAGAACCACUAUGGCAGAGACUGUCAGGUUUGUCCAGGUGGUCUUGAAGCUCCAUGCAGCAACCAUGGCUUAUGCAAUGAUGGUCAAACUGGCUCUGGGUCCUGUAUGUGCUACAGAGGAUUCAAAGGGAAGGCCUGCGAUUCAUGUGUUGCUGGUUACUAUGGCGCCAACUGUACAGCUUGCAGCUGUGAGAAUCAGGGAAGGUGUGACGAUGGCAUGGAGGGGACUGGAACAUGUGUCUGCUCUCCGGGCUGGGAAGGCAAGAACUGUCAGAAAAAGUUAGGUUCAAUCCCAAAAGAGUGCCAACAGUGCCACGCUCAGGCAGACUGUGUGCCAGUCACCGGCUGCCAGUGUAAGCCUGGGUUUCAGGGAAAUGGCACCUUCUGCAUUCCAGAACCAUCUCCAGACCUUUGCUCAGAGUACAAUGGAGGCUGUCACCAGGAUGCAGACUGUAACCAGACAGGCCUGGCUGUCAACUGUACCUGCCAUGAGGGUUACCAAGGAGACGGCUUCUCCUGCCAGCCCAUUAACAGGUGUACUGAAGAGCAAAAUGGGGGCUGCAGUGAAUUUGCCACCUGCAAAUUUACUGGUCCAAACAAGCGUGAGUGUGAGUGCCUGCAAGGGUAUGUGGGAAAUGGAGUCCAAUGUUUGGAAAAAGUGGUUCCCCCUGUGGACCGUUGCCAGGAGGAUAAUGGAGGCUGCGCCCCUGUGGCUUCCUGCAAGGACCUGCAUUACCAUGCCAACACAGCUGGGGUGUUCCACCUAAGUUCUCCUGAGGGGAAGUACAAGAUGAACUUCAGUCAGGCCAACACUGCUUGCCAGGCUGAGGGCGCCACUUUAGCUACCUAUAAACAGCUGGCGGAUGCACAGCAGCUUGGGAUGCAUCUGUGUGUUGCGGGAUGGAUCAAAGGGCAAAGGGUGGGAUAUGUCACCCAGUACCCUUCACCCAAGUGUGGAGACAACCACGUGGGCGUGGUUUUGUACAAAGACCCAGUGGAUGUGAGCAAUAAGUACGAUGCCUACUGCUACCGGCUCCAAGAUGUUUCUUGUGCGUGUCCAGAUGAUUACGUUGGAAAUGGAGUCUUCUGUCACAGUGUCCUGACUAGCGUUCUGUCAACAUACCGCAACUUUUCUCUAUUCUACAAGUUUCUGUUGGACUACAGCAACUCAAUGUCCAAAGGGAGGGAACUCUUCGAGGUAUUAUCUCAAAGGAUGUCGGAGGUCACGCUGUUUGUUCCUCAUGAUGCCGGCUUUGCAUACAACCAGACUCUGUCUGGAAGUGAUCUGGAAUAUCACAUCUCAGCUGAUCACAGCAAGCGACUCUUUAAGGAUCUGAGGCACCAAGAAGUCGUCAAAUCAAGGCUUGGUUUAGACCUGAUUGUUACUCAGGGCAAAAAUGAGAGCUACAAGAUGGUGAACCAGCGACUACUGCUGAAGUGGGACAUCCCUGCAGUGAAUGGGAUCAUCCAUGUCAUUGAAGCUCCACUAACAUCUCCCAUCUUACCAGAGAACCCCGGUACUUCAAGAGGCCAAGCACAUUCUAGCAGCACAGCGUCGGCCAUCCUGUUGUCAUUGUUUCUGUUGUGUGUGCUGGCUGCAAUUGGCCACUACAUCUUCAGGCACAAAAUAGACGCCUUCCGUUUCCACUACUUCAAAAAUGAGGACGAGGACGCUGCCAACAAACCCACGCUGGUGUCCAUCCCUAAUCCUCUGUACAGCGGCGGCAGCACCCUCAGCGAGCCGUUCGGGGACACUGGUGAAGGAGCAGAACCGCCGGAGCAUGAAGAAAACGUGCUGGGCUGCGACCAAUGAAAGCUCCUGCACUGGAGCUGUUCCGAAACACAUUGUGUGUUUAUGUGUUUGUGUCUCGACAUAAAAUAAAGCUGCCACUUUGUGAAACCUCGA